Melozone crissalis (California towhee) is the source of this 1882-nucleotide messenger RNA. Its product is annotated as zinc finger protein 154-like. Bases 1 to 1380 code for a protein of 459 amino acids. Gene Ontology annotation, biological process: regulation of transcription by RNA polymerase II. The transcript has 3 exons. Gene Ontology annotation, molecular function: RNA polymerase II cis-regulatory region sequence-specific DNA binding; DNA-binding transcription factor activity. The record is from RefSeq and is a predicted model, not a curated record. Lineage: Eukaryota; Metazoa; Chordata; Aves; Passeriformes; Passerellidae.
AUGGAGGGGGAGAAGGAGGCGGGGUUAAGGGGAGGAGGGAUGAAAGAGGAGAGGGAGGAAGAGGAGGGACGUAGGAGCAUCAAGGAAAAGAGAAAGAAGCACUCAGUCGUGCCUUCCUUGAAUUCGCAGCCCCCACCCGUGGGAUCAUCGCCCCCCACAACGCACAGAGAUCGGUUAGUGAGAAAUAGAAUAUUCAACAGAGAAGAAGAUUUAUUGUAUUGUAACGGGAAGCUUACUCUCUUACGCUCUUCCCCUCUUACUCUCUCACCCUCUCAUCCUCUCUACCCCUCUCUUCUCUCGGGCCUGCUCCGACCUGUGGCUGGCAGCUCCAAGCAGGGCCCUGCACCCAGGCCCUUUGCAAUAAACCGCAACUUCCACGCCCUGGCUGCAGAGAUCUCUCGUCUCUGUCCGUCCCAACCAUCCUACCCCUCAACGCUCCUACAAACGUGCUCAUCCCUUGUUUUCCCCAAACCAGGAUUUCCCAUUGCCAAGCCCUGGGAUGCUGCGAGGAAGAGGAAGAUGCCCCGGGACACUGAGGCAGAGCAGGAGCUGAGCAUGGAGAGCAGGGAGGACAAAUGCCCGUGGCAGAACCUGGUGGAAGAGGCCAUUUUGAGUGGCUCCACGGCGCAGGAAGCCAACGGGGAGGAAAAGCCCUGGAGAUGCUGCACGAGGAGGGGCUGCAAACGCAGCUGGCAGGGAUCUGAGGGGGAAAGAGCCAGCCUGGGCCGGGAAGGUGGCCGGAGAUGGAGCCAGAGCUCGGAGCUGGUGCUCCAUGAGCGGCUCCAUGAUGGGAAGAAGCCCCAUACGUGCGUGGAGUGUGGAAAGAACUUCAGGUGGAACUGCGACCUGAUUGUGCACAAGAGGACCCACACUGGGGAGAAGCCCUAUGAGUGUGGGGAGUGUGGGAAGAGCUUCAGCCUGAGCUCCAACCUGAUCAAGCACCAGAGAAUCCACACUGAGGAGAAGCCCUAUGACUGUGGGGAGUGUGGGAAGAGCUUCUGUGGGAGCUCCAGCCUGAUCAAGCACCAGAGGAUCCACACUGGAGAACGGCCCUUCGAGUGCGGGGAGUGUGGACAGAGCUUCAGCCAGCGCUCCCACCUGAUCUCGCACCAGAGGACCCACACUGGGGAGAGGCCCUACAAGUGUUCCAAGUGUGGGAAGGGGUUUCAGACCAGCUCCCAUCUCCUCCAGCACUAUCGGAUUCACACAGAGGAGAGGCCCUUCCGCUGCCCCGAGUGCGGGAAGGGAUUCAAGCACAACUCCACCCUCGUCAAGCACCGGCGCAUCCACACUGGGGAGAGGCCCUACGAGUGUCCCCAGUGUGGGAAGAGCUUCUCCAGCAGCUCUGACUUGACCCGACACCAACGGAGGCACCACUAAGGGAAGCUCUGCGAGUGCCCCGAGUGCGGGAAGAGCUUCGUGCGCUGCUCCAGCUCCAUCCCCCACUUGAGAAGGCACUCUGGGCACAGUCCUGGUCACUCACAUUCCCUGUGAUCCAUGUUGGCAACACACCUGGCAGCUUUUACUUUUGUUUUGGCCCUAAUGUUUCUAGCUUCUCUAUCUCUUUGCACUCCAAAAGUCAAGAGAGAUGGAUCUGUCACCUGAAAACCACUGAAAUCCCAGUGAAAACAACUCAAUCUUACCCUAAAGGGCUCAAUCUAACCUCAAAAAAACUCAGUGCCGUACCAAACUCACUUGAUUCCUCAGCCACCUAAGUAAGAUGGGGCUGGGAGGAGAUUGGGAGAAGUGGGAUCUCAGUUAGAGCGGUGGGAUGAGGAUUGUGUGGAGCUGGGUGUGUGGGAUGCAUUUGAUAGCAAAUAAAAUUCUCAGACUUACUGAUUUCUCUCCCGUUCAUGUUCAGUCCGUUGCAGUUCUGUUUGCA